AUGUCGGUCAUUAAGGAUAUCGAGAUGCCCGCCGACCACAAGGAGGCUCCUAUUGCCUUUGAAAUGGACCACGUAGACCAAAAGGUCGACGACGAAGUGAGGGAGGCAGCAAUGGAUGCAGAAAUUGCACAACUCGAAGAGAAGCUGCAGGCUUUGCCAAAGCCCAAGUUUGAGGUGACAUUCUCUAACCCAGCUAUCUAUACCUACAUGCUGGUAGCGUUUGCCUCUAUGGGAGGUCUGCUCUCCGGUCUGGAUCAAUCGCUCAUUAGCGGCGCCAACCUGUUCCUCCCUGGUGAUCUGCAUCUGUCUUCUGGUCAAGCCAGUCUGGUCAAUGGUGGUAUGCCCCUUGGUGCUGUUGCUGGUGCCCUUAUCCUUUCUCCUUCCAACGAGUACCUUGGUCGCCGCAUGUCUAUUAUUAUUUCCUGUGUUCUGUACACCAUUGGUGCCGCCCUGGAGGCUGGUGCCGUCAACUUUGGUAUGAUGUUCGCUGGUCGUAUGAUCCUGGGUGCUGGUGUCGGUUUGGAAGGUGGUACUGUCCCCGUCUAUGUUGCUGAGUCUGUUCCUAGCAAGAUUCGUGGUAACCUCGUCUCGUUGUAUCAACUCAACAUUGCUCUGGGUGAAGUGCUCGGUUACGCUGUUGCCGCUAUCUUCAUUGGUGUCGAGGGCAACUGGCGUUAUAUUCUGGGCUCCUCUCUGGUGUUCUCAACCAUCCUUCUCGUCGGAAUGUUCUUCCUUCCUGAGAGCCCUCGUUACUUGAUGCACAAGGGACAUGAAGUGGAGGCAUAUGGUGUAUGGAAGCGUAUUCGUGGUUUUGGCGACUACGCAGCCAAGGAUGAGUUCCUUGGUAUGCGCCAGGCUGUCCAGCAAGAGUGUGAAGAGCAGGCACAGACCAAGCAGUACCCCUGGAUGGACUUCUUCACUGACCCUCGUGCCCGCCGUGCUAUUGUCUACGCCAACAUCAUGAUCUUCCUAGGUCAAUUCACCGGUGUCAACGCUAUCAUGUACUACAUGUCUACUCUGAUGGAGGCCAUUGGUUUCGAUGAGAAGACCUCCGUGUUCAUGUCCCUCGUCGGCGGUGGUUCACUGCUCAUCGGUACUAUCCCUGCUGUACUGUACAUGGAGCGCUUUGGUCGUCGCUACUGGGCCAAUGCCAUGCUGCCCGGUUUCUUCAUUGGGCUGGUUCUUGUCGGCGUUGGAUACACUAUUGAUUACAACAAGCACCCCGCCGCCGCCGAAGGUGUCUACCUGACGGGUAUCAUCCUGUACAUGGGCUUCUUCGGUUCCUACGCCUGUCUGACCUGGGUUGUUCCCUCUGAGGUUUUCCCAACCUAUCUGCGUCACUACGGUAUGACCACUGCCGACGCCAACCUCUUCCUGUGCUCUUUCAUCGUCACCUACAACUUCACUAAGAUGAUGGACUCCAUGACUCGUAUCGGUCUGACCCUUGGCUUCUACGGCGGUAUUGCUGUUAUUGGAUGGUUCUACCAGAUCAUUUUCAUGCCUGAGACCAAGAACCUCACACUUGAGGAGAUCGAUGAUCUCUUCUCCAAGCCUACCUCUGUCAUUGUGAAGCAGAACCUGAAGCAGACCUCCCAGGUCAUUCAUGAUCUGUCGCGUCUUCGCUUCCGCAAGGUUUUCUCUCCUGAGCCUUACAAAUAA
This is a messenger RNA of Penicillium angulare, 1659 nucleotides long. Its product is annotated as putative MFS sugar transporter. Bases 1 to 1659 code for a protein of 552 amino acids. Gene Ontology annotation, biological process: transmembrane transport. Gene Ontology annotation, molecular function: myo-inositol:proton symporter activity. Lineage: Eukaryota; Fungi; Ascomycota; Eurotiomycetes; Eurotiales; Aspergillaceae. The record is from RefSeq and is a predicted model, not a curated record. Gene Ontology annotation, cellular component: membrane. The transcript is spliced from 2 exons.